This is a messenger RNA of Pan troglodytes (chimpanzee), 693 nucleotides long. It is a transcript of the gene SNRPD3, whose product is annotated as small nuclear ribonucleoprotein D3 polypeptide. The record is from RefSeq and is a predicted model, not a curated record. NCBI's taxonomy places the organism in Eukaryota, Metazoa, Chordata, Mammalia, Primates, Hominidae. The transcript is spliced from 4 exons. Gene Ontology annotation, molecular function: RNA binding. The coding region runs from base 156 to 536 and encodes 126 amino acids. Gene Ontology annotation, biological process: RNA processing; spliceosomal snRNP assembly. Gene Ontology annotation, cellular component: spliceosomal complex.
GAAGGAGGCGGGCCCUGCGCGCAGCAUUUUGGGAAAGAGUGGAAUUCUGGGAGCUAGGCCCGCCAUUCGCUUGACUCACGCCUUCGCCGUAGCAUCUUUCGCAGCGGACCGAAGAGAAGAAAAGUAGGCCAGAGCCGAACUCUCUUCCUGCCAAGAUGUCUAUUGGUGUGCCGAUUAAAGUACUGCAUGAGGCCGAGGGCCACAUUGUGACAUGUGAGACGAACACCGGUGAGGUAUAUCGGGGGAAGCUCAUUGAAGCAGAGGACAACAUGAACUGCCAGAUGUCCAACAUCACAGUCACAUACAGAGAUGGCCGAGUGGCACAGCUGGAGCAGGUAUACAUCCGUGGCAGCAAAAUCCGCUUUCUGAUUUUGCCUGACAUGCUGAAGAACGCACCCAUGUUAAAGAGCAUGAAAAAUAAAAACCAAGGCUCAGGGGCUGGCCGAGGAAAAGCUGCUAUUCUCAAGGCCCAAGUGGCCGCAAGGGGAAGAGGACGUGGAAUGGGACGUGGAAACAUCUUUCAAAAGCGAAGAUAAUUUUCUAAGUGGAACAGAACUUUGUCCUUUUUUCUUUCAGGUUAUCUGAGUUCAUUGGAGUGGGUGCUUGUGCAUAUGUGCUAGGUAUCUUUUGCCAUCUUUCUCUUUAGAUCAGGGGAAAUGUUUAAGCUAAAUAAAUCUGGGGGGUUUUUUGUUC